AUGGAGCAGCAAGCUUCAACGUCAAAAGUUACUGUUGAGUACUUUGACCCUCACAAUGUCUACGAGCUCCUGAAGCCGGGCCUGAUACCCCGAUUGCCUCUGCACCAUCUUCACUGGCAGUCGCACUCGGGGCCGCUGCGCUCGAUCGAUACCCUGCACAUUGAGCUGGUGGACGGCGGAAAGCUGCAGCAAGACGAGAAACCCGCGCCGGCCAAGCCGCCUGCCGCAUCCGAGGCAAAAGACGAUGGUUUCCAGACACAGGCCGUGGGUGGCCAGACCGAGGCCACCGAAGGCAGCGAAACCAAAUCCGCAGUUCCCAAAGGCACAGCAGGUCGACGGCACCAGAUUCCGGGGUUGCGCCGCACGCCCUACCUCAAGGUCCUCCUGGUGCGAUGCGACGACAACGAUUCCUACAAAAAUACUGUUCGCGCAGAGGUUCGCGAAUGGAUCAAAGAACACACACCGCCAGCGAGCUCUUCGAAAAAGGCUAGUAACCAGGAGAACCAUGACGCGUAUGAGUGGCUGAUUCUGCAUGUUGUUAUCCCCAACACGGCAGCAUCUACGCAACCGCGCAGCACUGGUAAAGCAGAAGGGAGCGCGGAAAAGAGCACGGGCUCGCGAUGGAGGGCAGGCACCACACCCCUUAUGGAAAAGUUUCGCUCCGACUUCAACAGCUCUAGCAAGAGUGCCCCCGAUCGUAUCGCGCAGAUCCGCAUCGGCAUCAACGAUGUUCCCUAUGAUAUGCUGCCGCGAGUUGUCCCUGCCGUGCCCUCGGGGUACCUUGAGUCUGAGCAGGAUGCCGAGAGAGCGUGGAACGAGUUAGUGACGAAGUUUAAGAACCUGAUCCUAAGCUCAUUCGACAAACGUGUCACACAAUAUGAAGAAGACAUCAAGGAGAAGGAUACUCAACGCACACUGCCAGGCUGGAACUUUUGCACCUUUUUCAUUCUCAAGGAAGGUCUAGCGCUCGGCUUUGAAAAUGUUGGUCUGGUUGAAGAUGCACUUGUUGGGUAUGACGAACUUAACGUGGGCCUCGAUUUGGUUCUUGCCGAGCAAGCGGACACGGGCGAGCCCGAGAGCCAUGGCGGCGCGAUGCUGCCGUUCACUGAUGAUCUCGGAAAGAUUGCCCGAAAAGCACUUGACGAGGCUUCGGGAUGCUCGAAUGACGAAGAGGCUGUCGACAUGCAAUCUGCUGACAAACCAACAAUCGAUGUUGACGAUAUCCCAAUUAGCCAUGCGAAGAAGGCAUAUCGCGAUAUGAUUCUGGCCAACAAGGUAUCCGUACUCGACUUUAGAUGCUACAUCUUCUCUCGCCAAAUCGCGCUGUUGUUGCGCCAGGCGAACUCCUCCGUCACCAGAGACCAGCUACUUUCCCGACUCAAGGAGCAACAAGAGUCUGUUCUUCAAGGCGUCGCGCCACUUGCAAAAGCAACGCCUCACAAGGAAGAUGAUACUGAAAAUUUAAGCAUACUGGCCGAAGUUUGUCGAAGAACGCUUGAAUUCAUCCCAUCCUUGUCGAACAUUAUGCGGCACGACAUUAUCACCUCUUUAUUAGCCGAGUCUCCGAAGAGUAAUGAGGAAGGAUUUAGCACCGCGGCGUAUCAGGUCAUUGAUAACUUGGUGUCCUCCUUUGCAUUUUCCAUUGCGCAGCAAAUCCUUGCGCAAACAGCGACCAAAGCACUGCCUAUUCCGCCGUCAUCCCUACCGCCGACAGAGGGGGCAGAGCAAAAGGCCUCCAUCCCAGAGCCUAAAACUAUGAUGCACCCGGCGAGAAAUUCUUCUCUUAACGAAAGUUCGCCAAGAAACCCACCACCCAGUCCCGGAUUCCCGGGUCCUGGUCGUGCGCCUGCGAGAGCAGCUGGUGAUGACCAAAAUACAUCAUUUCUCAAAGUUGGCAUCGAAGAGCUGGCCGCUGGUCGCGCAGAACUGUACAUGAUGUCUCGGAGUAUUCUACAAAGAUUGGGCAAAGUCCGAGGCUGGAGCACUGGCUGGGAUGAAGCACCUGUUGUGCAGGACUCAGGCAUUGAGGUCAUGGAGGACAUUAGCCUCGACGACGAUAAUAACGACAGCAAUGAUAACGAUUCAACAAAUAGCGAAAACAAGCCGAAUAUAAAUACGACACCUACCAGCGCCGGCAUCCGCAGCCAGUUGCUAAUUUCCGCAACGGAGAACUCUCAAGACUUCUACCGCCUCUAUGAGAUCAUGACGGACAAGGCGCUACGCCACUACACAGUGGCCGACCAACAGAGCGCCGUUCAGACUGCCAUCGCAGACCUGGCCGUCCUGAAAUUCCUUCUGAAGGAAUACGCUGCGGCCAAGUCGUACUUUGACAAGGCCCUGCAGUUCUUUGGCGAGUCAGGAUGGAGCAUGAUUGAGCUCUCGAUGCUGGUCAUGUAUCUGCAGUGUCUGAGCGAGCGCAACGCCAAUCUGGAGUAUGUUAGGGCAGCGCUGCAGCUUCUUACCAUGUCGAGCGCUGCCGAACUGUCGCGGAUCCAGGAUUCGUCAGCGCGCCGGUUGAGACCCAAGCAAGAAUCGGCAGACUCGCCAAUCAAAGGCGUUGUUGCCAAGCUGUGCGACUUGGCGUCGUCCCUGCGAAGCGAUGUGCGAUCGCCUCUCUCCCUCUUCUUUACGAAUGUGGACAUUUUGGGGGCGCCAAGCUACGAAGAGGGCCGCGAUGGGUGCUCCGUAUCUAUUGGGAUUUGGAGCCUGCUGCCUGACGACAUUACGCUGGACAAGGUUCAGCUCAAAGUGUCUGGCGUAGACGAGGGCCCAAUCAGGGACUUGACAUUUGAGAACAAGGGCGCCGUGGUUCUAAAGCCGGGCAAAAACAAGCUCUCUGUAUACACCAACUCUGUCAUUCCCGGCAAGUACAAAGUCAACCAUUUCGGCUUGCACUCUAGCCGCAUCUUCCUCCACUACGACGCAGACGUGAACGCGUCCCAGUCUCCCACCAUUGCCAUUUUCAAGCAACCCGAGAUCACCCUCUUCCAGCACACCAACGCGCUCGACGUCGACCUCCAGGCCGCCAAGCACACCUCGCUGGACAAGAACAACAGCCUCGACCUCUCCAUCAGCACCGGGUGGAACAUGCUCAAGCGCUGCGAGGUCCGCAUCAAGCCCAGCUCCGGCGGCCUGCGGCUGCUCACCACCGACGCCACCGUCGUCGACGCCGCCCUCGAGCUCGCCAAGCCACCCGAGUCCGGCCUCUUCCACUUCAACGCCAUGGCGCCGGAAACCUCCGUCACCCUGCGUUUCCCCUUCUCUACCGAGCUUGACCUUGACGACGUCUUUGCCAAGGUCGAAGUCACGUACACCACCGACGCCGAUGAGUCCUACCACCUCGCCAAGACGUUUAGCGUCCCCGUGGCCCUCGUCGUCGGCGUCAACGUCCAGGACGUCUUCAAGCACGGCGCGCUCUUCUCGCGCUUCAACGUCACCACGGCCACGGCCGGCCCACUGCGCCUCUACAGGAGCGAGCUGCUCGACUCGGAGCUCUUCGCCGCCACGUCGGGCACGCGGCCCGCCGCCGUCACCGUCUUCCCCAAGCAGUCCGCCAGUAUGCUCUAUCGCGUCCGCCGCACCAGCGACGCGCGCGUAGCCUCCCGCGCCGCCAGGACCAUGUACCUGCGGCUGCACUACACGCAGCUGCACGACGAAGUCGCCGACCUCAUCCGGGUCUCCGUGCGCGCGGCCCUCGCCGCCGCCUCCCUCGCGACCUACGCCCGCGCCGUCGUCGCCUCCCUCGCCAAGGACCUCAAGCGCAGCCUGCAGCCGCACGACCUCGAGCGCGCCGCGCUCCUCGGCGAGGUGUCUACCUCGUUCCUCCACGCUAUCCCUUGGGAGAAGCGCCUCCACGGCCUCGCUGCCGACGCCGUCGUCGGCAGCCUCGCCGCAUGCCUGACUAAAUGGCAGACGGAGCACAAGCGCCUCGCCAUCGCCAAUCACACGAGCCCCGCCGCCGACGGCGAGCCCUCCUCCAUCCUCAUCCCCGUCGAGGUGCCCUCCCUGACCAUUGUGCACACCGCCAACGUCCGCCUCCAGCGGCCCCUCCCCGCCAUCAUCAACGAUGCUAGCGGUGGCAGCGCCACGCCCACAGUGUACCUCAACCAGGUACUCCACGCCACGCUGCACCUAAAGUGGACGCGCAUCUGGGACACGGAGAGCCAGCGCACCGAGGACCUCGAGUUCAGCUACGACGUGUCCGCGAGCGCCGAGUCUUGGCUCGUUGGCGGCCGCCGCAAGGGCCACUUUGUCAUUCCUGGAUGUGCCGCCGACGGCGACGACAAUGAGGGAGCGUCGUCGACGCCCGAGACCGAAGCCGAGAUCCCGCUGAUUCUGAUCCCGCAAAAGGGAGGCUGGCUGCCGUAUCCGAGCGUCGACAUCCGCGAAGUGUACAGCGAGCCGCCACAGGGUGGAAGCGGUGCCGCCACGGGCCAUAAUAUCGAAGUUGAUUGGCGAAAUCUGGGCGAGACUGUUCGGGUCGUCAGCGACAAGCAGGCGCUCACGGUCAGUCUGGACGCAAGUGGCCCCUCGGGCGGACCGCUGGUGUUUGAGAGUGAAAGUAGGCCGAGUGCCCAGGGCAUUCGAAUAGUAGCUUGA
Molecule: messenger RNA, 4599 nt
Organism: Akanthomyces muscarius
Lineage: Eukaryota; Fungi; Ascomycota; Sordariomycetes; Hypocreales; Cordycipitaceae
Exons: 3
Coding region: 1-4599 (1532 amino acids)
Biological process (GO): early endosome to Golgi transport; intra-Golgi vesicle-mediated transport
Cellular component (GO): TRAPPII protein complex
Source: RefSeq, a predicted model, not a curated record